CCUGAGCAGCUGAUAACUGGCAAAGAAGAUGCUGCUAACAAUUAUGCCAGAGGUCAUUAUACUAUUGGUAAAGAAAUUGUUGAUUUGGUUUUGGACAGGAUCCGAAAACUUGCUGACCAAUGUACUGGUUUGCAAGGCUUUUUAAUCUUCCACAGUUUUGGUGGUGGAACUGGUUCUGGCUUCACAUCUCUGCUCAUGGAACGUCUAAGUGUUGACUAUGGUAAGAAAUCCAAACUGGAAUUCUCUAUUUAUCCUGCUCCCCAAGUGGCAACUGCUGUUGUGGAACCUUAUAAUUCUAUCCUUACCACCCACACCACACUAGAGCAUUCUGACUGUGCAUUCAUGGUUGAUAAUGAAGCUAUUUAUGAC
Octopus bimaculoides (California two-spot octopus) is the source of this 369-nucleotide messenger RNA. RefSeq names its product tubulin alpha-1C chain. The record is from RefSeq and is a predicted model, not a curated record. NCBI's taxonomy places the organism in Eukaryota, Metazoa, Mollusca, Cephalopoda, Octopoda, Octopodidae.